Lasiodiplodia theobromae is the source of this 471-nucleotide messenger RNA. Its product is annotated as Arginine-tRNA-protein transferase. The record is from RefSeq and is a predicted model, not a curated record. The transcript has 3 exons. Bases 1 to 471 code for a protein of 156 amino acids. NCBI's taxonomy places the organism in Eukaryota, Fungi, Ascomycota, Dothideomycetes, Botryosphaeriales, Botryosphaeriaceae.
AUGAAGUCUGCAACGACCUUGAAUGAACCCCUGGGCACUAGCUUCAUUGAAAAGGCCCCGACAGGAGCAGAACCCGAUGGAAGCUUUCCCGAGACAGUAGACCUCACUGAUGAUCCAGGUCCUCCACAUGAUCAACCAAAAAAAAGCCCUAUCCUAAAGAAUAUGAUCUGGGUCAAGAAGAAACAGAGGUAUCUGUCUCCGAAGCAGCUUCAAGCUAUCUGGGACAAAAAAGAUCUUCCUAUCGAGGAUAUCUUUGUGAAGGAAAAGGAUGGCUGGGAAAAGAUCCCUAGGUCGUGUGCUCCAGAAGCUGAUGGAACCACCACUGAGGCUGAUGGCACUUCAGAAGCUGAUGGCACUCCUACCGAGGCUGAUGACGCUCUCAACGAAGUUUCUGGCACCCCGACCGAAGCUAAUAGCCCUGGAGGUACGAGUGAACACCUUGUCGAACUCGAAGAUGACUUUCCUGACUAA